AUUUUUUCCGUUUCAGGAUUAUAUCAGUCAAGAGGGACUCAGUGAAACAGCUCGUAACUUACGUGAUAAGAUUACAAAGCUCAACGAACAGGUCAGCUCGUGGCAGGAGGAGCUCGUUGCUUUGCCUGAGUUUGAGGAGGUGCCCGAUCCUCUCUUGUUAUCUCGAAGUGAGGCACGAGAAAGAGCCGAUAUCCAGAGACAGCGUGAAACGCUCGAACGGAAGAUUGAAGAGAACAAGGAUAAAGUGGAGGAGUUGCUUGGAAAGCUCACGGUAGAAAAACUAGCAAAGGCUCAGUCUAAACGUCUAUUGCCUAUUGGUGAAGACCGUCAUUUCCGCCGUUACUACUGGUUCCAUGGAAAAUCAGCUGAUGAUGGCAUCUGGAUCCAAGAUAUGGGUCUGACUUCGUACGAGAAAUUCAUCCGCGCAUGCAUCAAAGCAGGUAAGCCUUUUGAAGAGGAGGAAGAUGAGGAUGGAGUGGAAGAAUCGAAGAACGAGGAAUGCCAAGCUCAAUCGACUUCGAACGGUAAUCAAAAUCCGGCCAGUACUCCAUGCUCCGCAGCUGGUACUGGUCCGGAUGUGAAGAAAUCUCAGAGCAGUUGGCCGAUCCUCGAACCGGAGAGCUAUACCGAAACGUGGCAUAGAGUAGCCGAUGUGACGUCGUUUGACAGUUUGUUGGGUUCAUUAAUGAAAGCAGGAAUUAGGGAGGGUAAAUUGUUAAUGUUCCUCAAAAAGAACAAGGAGGCGAUACUCACCAGUAUCACUGGAGGAAGUGCAAGACAAAGCAAGACUUUAAUUCGGCUCAAGUUUAGUUUCUUCACUGUUGUCAAACCUUCAAAAUAUACAAUUUAUCUAUACCACAAUCACCAAGACGAGUUGCGAAUGAUCAGAAAUGAGGAUCUGUCCGCAGAAUCGUUGACUCCGCUUCGGAAGACUAUCAUUCAGCUAGCUUCCGAUCUAAGAGACAGUUACUUCACCAGUAUCGCGAAAAUCGAAGACUUCGAAGCUGAAGUUCUUUGCUGUACAACGCUUGAUGAAGUGAAGAAAAAGCUGCGAGAACUCGCCGAUAGCAUUACACCGUCCGCUAUUGUUCGACGGUUGGAUUUCAAAAUUGCUCAGCAAACUGGACAGCACUCUUGCUUGAUAAUGGAUCGGUGGAAACAACGAUUGGCAGAAUGUCACAAUGUUUCUGGUGUACAUCUUCUUCGAAGUUACCUCGACGCCCGUAUUGACUGGAAGAAGAGUGUCGUUGAAAAGCGGUGCAACUCGUGCGGUAGCAGGCGAAGUCCUGAAGCCAAAAUUGCAUGCUCGAAUUGUGCUGUUGUCGUUCACUUCUACUGUACUCGACCUCGGCUUCAAGAGAAGCCCACAUUCUGGCUGUGCCCAAUAUGUGAAAGGGCUGAAAUGAAAAAGAAAAAGGAAGAAACUAGUGCGCAGCGUUCGGGCAGGAUAUCUUAUAAAGAAACUGAUGCUGGAAAUUCAAGCGGUGAUGAGUCGGGUGAAGAUGAAAGUGAUGAGUCAGAAAGUGACGAGGACGACUUUUUCGCGAAUAAGCGUGUCAUGGAAGAGUACUUUGAAGACGAUGUGGAGGAUAAGAGAUCACGAGCGAAGCGUUCGAAGGUCAAUCCCGUUGCUGAGGAAUGUGUCGAUUUACUGGGUCGUGUGAAAGCGUAUAAAUCGUUCUAUCGGACACUUGCAAACACAUUUCCGGCCCGCUCGUCUAGUAGAGCGAGCGCCUGCUCCAUCCAUCGAUGCUUGAAGGUCAUACCGGAGUACACAUCGCUGAGUACAUUCGCUGCAGAUUUGAAUACUUUUUUCAAACAUGCCCGUUCAUAUUUGGAGGACCAUAACGACGCUAAACUGAGAGAAUUGGAAACGCUACUUUUUGAGUUGGAUCUUAAUUCGUUGACUAAAUCUCGUUAA
This is a messenger RNA of Ostertagia ostertagi, 1921 nucleotides long. The record is from the annotation of a GenBank genome assembly. Lineage: Eukaryota; Metazoa; Nematoda; Chromadorea; Rhabditida; Trichostrongylidae.